UGGUGUUAGCUGGUUAGGUUAUCGUUGCUGUAUGUAGUGGGGGUGGUACCGGCUAAAUAGCCGCGCGCGGGAGUCGUGCUGUAACGUUGUGCUGGGUAGUAGUAGAAGUUGAAUUUAACACUGCCUCGUGUCUAAAUGCAGUAUUAGUCCAAUGUUUGUCUUAUAUUUUUUUCUAUACGGACACUUCAUUUGAUACAUCGCUUUUAAAUGUUAACCGUGUAUUCGCAUCGCAGUGCAUUUAUUUUCAUAGAACGGAACUUAACCAACAUUUAUUUGCCCGUAUGUGUUGCAACCGUGAACCCGAUAAAUCCAAUCACCAUCGUACGACAAGUGAUCUCAACCAGUUAUGCCUUGAACUUCUGACAAUGUCUCCCUGUUACAUUGUGAAGAAUUGUGUCAAGAAAGAAUGUUCACUGUUGAAGUGCUGUUUCCUCGUGGAUGUGUACAGAGUGCAAACGCAGGAAACACAACUUAAAUUAGAAGACGUAAAUAUUAGGUAUUAAUCGGAUUCAGAAUGCUUAUCCCACGAUCCAGUAUUGUCGCGAGUACAUCACUGCCAACAAUGCCACUGAGGGAUAGGCCAUUAUUGAUGACAUUCUUAUCGAAGUGCUGUAUAUGAAGAAAUCUAUUUAGGUUGACAUAAAGAAACAGCGCUCUUUUCUUCAUUUAAGACUUAGAACUUGCCGGUGUAUAAAAUAAGACGCAAAUGACUUUCGGAUUUUUCGGAAACCACAUUCGGGGAUUUCAAAAUAUUGUGCAGGAACCUUCACGUCUCUUUCCUACCGAAUAAAUACAUGUAAUAAGCAUUUAUGUGAGGUUAUGUAAGAGUGGCAAUAAACAUGAUUAACUGCCUCUUGGUACAUUAUGCUUAUAGGUUAGAACAACUGUGAAACCGUGCGCCGAACACAGCGAGUUGUACAGGAACAUUUCUUUCUGGAAGCAUAUUCAUGAACCCAGAAUUCUCUUUCUCGUAUGAUUACCACGCUAAAUGAAACUUUCGUAAAACAUCCAAAGAUUUGGAAUAGUUUUGUAGGGUCCGUAGGAAGUAUGGAUGUCUUCUUUCGUGAGCUUUAUGCAUUACUUUAUGUGCAAUAAAGCAUAGUAGGAUAUAUUGAACUCUGUAGCUAUUUAAGAAGGCGAAAGCAGUGAAGACAUGAAAGUUAAUUAUGCAAAAUUAUCCGUUCUCGAUUAUAAGUAUAGAACGUCCUGAACACAAGACACAAUGACGUCACGUUUCGGGCAGAGAGCUGUUGGCAUAGCAGCCAUUGUUGCAAUAAUAUUGUUGACCGUCCUCAUAAUACUUCUGUGGACAGCUGUCGGCGCAGGCGUGUUUAGUUCGAAAAAUGUGGCAGAAAAUAAACCUCAAAGAGGAUACAAACUCAGGACACAUGAUUAUGAAUCUCGCAGAACUGAAAAUGCUGUAACUACGAUUUUCGGCGGAUACAGCACUCCUGUUGAGGGACUGGACGUCGUGACCUCGACGGCGACGCUGCUGAACGAGAAGGCCGACGACUACACCAAGAGCACUGGUCGGGGGAAAGCGAGGAAACUGAGCAUUGACGACGACGAGGAAGCCGCGGUGCUUCGCCUGAAUCCGCAGGUGGAGUACGUGAAGCCAGUGAAGAUAUCGCCUCUUCCUCUGCACGAGCAAGAUCUGUUGUACGGCGGUGACCAGUGGGCGUUCACAUCUCCUGUGACGUCACACACUACCCAGGCAACGGGAAAUGGUGGACGCCAUCACGACGUAAGCCAGCCCCACCAGCCACCACUGCGACACCACUCUGGCCAUUUUCGACAUAAAAUGGCGCUGUUGUGGGACCCUCACCCUCAGUACGAGUUCUCUGCCUUUGGUCGGGACUUCCAUUUGCUCUUGGCACAUGACUCUAGUUUCGUGCAUCCAGACCUGCAGGUGACACACGUGUGGCGCAACAUGACGAUCCGCGAGCACCCGGGACUUCGCCCCAGUGGUUGCUUCUACACGGGGACGGUUCGAGGCGACCCCCACUCCACAGUUGCUGUCAGUUUGUGUCACGGCAUGACUGGGCACAUCCGCACCUCGACCGGCAGCUAUUUCAUAGAGCCAGCAGAGAACUGGAGAGACCACACCAGUCCAAUCCUGCAUGCAGUCUACAGGAUACCGGCACCCAACAGCGCUGAGGAAGAGGGACUACACCAAUGCGGCUUAGUCGAUCAUGACGAUGGAUCCCUGGAGCCCGCAGCCAUGUUGCUGAACCGCACGCAAGCUGGAGAGCUCUAUGUGGGGGAGGGCGGGAACCCAAGGAACGGCCGACCGAAGCGAUCUCUGGAUGGCGAUCUCUAUGAGGAAUCUGGACUUCAUACGCCCCGCAGGAGCAAACGAUCGUACUCCCAGGAGUACUUCAUCGAAAUCAUGGUAGUCGCCGACAAGAAAAUGGCAGAAUAUCAUGGCGACGGCCUGCACCACUACAUCCUAACCUUAAUGUCGAUUGUGGCCCAGAUAUAUAAGGACCCUUCUGUCGGCAAUCCGGUGUCCGUGGCGGUGGUUAAAGUGGAGAUACUCAAGGACAUGGAGUUUGUGACGCCAGACAGCAGGCGGAGGGAUACAAAUAAUGACGGUAUUUCGGCAGCCGAGAUGCUUCGCAAGUUCUGCGAGUGGCAGAGUUCCGUCAACUUCUUGGAUGACAGUAGCCCGUACCACCACGAUACAGCCCUUCUCCUCACCAGAGAAAACAUCUGCCGAACUCCAGAAAAAAGGAAAUGCGAUACGCUUGGACUAGCAGAACUAGGCAAAAUGUGCGACAGUAACUCAAGUUGUGCCAUAGUUCAAGACAACGGCCUCAGUGCAGCCUUCACAAUUGCUCACGAACUGGGACAUGUACUCAACAUGCCACAUGAUGAUGACCCCAAGUGCCUUCGUUACCGUGACAGUUCCAGGGUGCACAAUGUAAUGUCCAGGAUGCUGGAUCAUAAGGCAUAUCCUUGGGCUUGGUCAAACUGUAGCAGACAUGUACUUACAGAGUUUUUAGAUGCUGGAAGUGGCCAAUGUCUCCUUGACGCCCCACCCCAGGACUUGAUCACAAAGGAGCAAGAGCGCAGUCAGAGCCAGCCAGGAGAGAGCUUCACAGAAGACCGACAGUGCCAGCUUGUGUUCGGCGAAACUUCCAAAAUAUGCUCAUACAUGCCAGUGUGCAAGCGGCUGUGGUGUACCACAGAUAUGGGAGAGCAGGCAGGAUGCCGAACGCAGUAUAUGCCCUGGGCAGACGGUACACCAUGUAAAGCCGGACGAUGGUGUCAGCGAGGGGAGUGUGUUGUUAAAACUGUCUUGGAGAAAGUUGAUGGCCAAUGGGGGCAUUGGCAGCCGUUUGGAGAAUGCUCCCGCACAUGUGGAGGGGGUGUCAAAAAGUCAGUAAGGUACUGUAACAAACCUGUUCCCUCUAAUGGUGGCCGCUACUGUACGGGUCGGAGAGAGAAGUACCGCAGCUGUGGCACACGUGACUGUCCACCAGGUAGUAAAGGAUUCAGAGAAGAACAAUGCGCUAUUUUCAACAACAACAACUACAAUAUUCAAGGACUACCUGAAGAUGUCAAAUGGGUCCCCAAAUAUGGUGGAAUCAGCCCUGAUGAGAGGUGUAAACUGUACUGCAGGGUUCAUGGUACAAGUGCGUAUUAUCCUCUGAAAGAAAAGGUUGUGGAUGGAACGCCAUGCGGACCAGAUACAUAUGACAUGUGCGUGAAUGGAAUGUGCAAACCUGCAGGCUGUAACCACAUGCUUGGGUCCUCCAUGCAACUAGACAUGUGUGGGAAAUGUGGUGGUGAUAAUUCAGCAUGUGUUUCUAUCAAAGGCAGUUACAACAACUCUACGUAUGGUUAUACCCGAGUAGUACGAAUUCCAGCUGGUUCAUCCAAUCUUGAUAUUAGACAGUAUGGCCACAAAGGAACAACAGAUGACAACUACUUAGCCCUUGUGGACGAAGAUACUGGAGAAUAUAUCCUGAACGGUGGGUUCAUGGUCUCAAUAUUCCGCAAGCUUUUGCUGUUUGGUGAAGCGACAUUAGAAUACACGGGAUCUCAGACAGUUAUAGAGCGUGUCAAUUCUUCUUCCAGACCACUGAAAAAGGAUUUAAUAUUAGAGGUUCUCUCUGUGGGAAGACUGUAUCCCCCAAACAUAACGUUCCAAUAUACAGUUCAGCGUGGCACACAGUAUCGGUGGGAACUGCAAGACAAAUGGACGGCAUGUGGUAAAGUCUGUAAUGGUGAACGUUGGUCAUUACCAUUAUGUGUGAGGAUGGAUAAUUCACAGGUUGUACCAGAUGAACUUUGUGCAGGACUUCAGCAGCUGCCCAAAUACACAGAAUCCUGCAAUACUCACUGCAUUCUAAAGUGGAGGACAUGGCCAGUCACAGAGUGCUCGACGCAUUGCGGCCGUGGAAAGCAGACUCUGGGUUUGCAGUGUGUGCAGCAGUUCCAUGACCCAGACAUUGGUGACAAUACAGUCCAUAAUAGCUCAUGUGCCCAUUUACAAAAACCAGCAGAGGUUGUGGACUGUGAAGGUCCUUGCAACUCUACUCACUGGGAAUUUGGAAUCUGGUCACAGUGCUCCAAAACGUGUGGUGGCGGAACCCAGACACGAUCAGCCCACUGUGUCGAUGAGCGAGGGUGGCCAAAAGAUGAGUCAGACUGUAAGCAGAGUGAGCCACCCAUUCUGGAGCGACCUUGUGGUACCCAAGAUUGCCCUAAAUGGGUUCUUGGAGAGUUGUCACCAUGCUCCGUUACAUGUGGUAUUGGGGAACGCAAGAACUCGCUCUGGUGUCAGAUGGGCAACCGUAUAGUGGCACCAGGAUACUGUGACUCGCAGCCUGUCCCUCCCAACACAGAAAUCUGUACAAGGGAACCAUGUGCCUCUUGGCACCAAGGCCCUUGGCAACAGUGUUCUGUCACAUGUGGUGUUGGUGAGUCUGUAAGGAUUGUGACAUGUCGUUCACUGGAUGGCAAAGAAAUGCCUGAAUCUUUGUGUUCCACUGUGGAGAAGAAACCUACUUCUAGUCAGAAAUGCAUUAAACCGACUUGUCAACAUGAGAUACUGUCAUCAAUGUUUCCUUCAACUUCAACAACGUCUGUGUCCCUUUCCGUGGAUGAGGAUGGCAACUUAGGUCUUCAUUCACCACAUCUUCAUCGCAAUAACAUCCUCCCAACUUCUGUGCCAUUUCCUGGUGCAGCAGAUAACUCCAUUCCACAUGGAGAUGAGGACAUAACUAACAAUGUGCUUUAUGAGCCAGGGGCAUUUGGACCAACUCACAUACAUGGUGUGUGGAAGGCCUCGGAAUGGGGACCUUGUUCUGUUACAUGUGGGGAUGGAAUCAGGCGGAGGGCAGUCACGUGUAUGGAUUUGUCUCGGGCUACCCCCAUUGACAAAGCGUACUGCACUAAAGCUGUGUAUGUCACAACAGAAGAAUUCUGCAGGCGACCUACUUGUGCAUCCUGGAGAGUUGGGGACUGGACAUCAUGUUCUGUUAGCUGUGGCAAGGGAAUAUCAACAAGAGACGUGACGUGCAUUGAUUCACUAUCCAAUGUGGUGUUAGCCAGUGAUCAAGCUUGUUCUGACCACAAUUUGGCACAACCAGAGAGAGAAAAGGAGUGCUAUGUUAGAGACUGUCUAGGUGAACCAUCUUCAGAAUAUCCAAAUCAUGGAGGGAUGAAUGACAUGGGGAAGGACCUCAGCAAUGCAGGCUACAUGUGGCGGACAGGACCAUGGGGAGAGUGCUCAAAGUCUUGCGGAAUGGGCUACAUGCGGCGAAUGGUGGCAUGUCCUUCUGAAGAUGGAAAUGAAGGGGCAGAAUGCAAUAAAGCGGACAGACCAGUUGAUAGAAUAGCAUGUAAUGUAGAACCUUGUCCUGCCUGGAACACUGGUGGAUGGUCGGAGUGCAGUAAGUCAUGUGGGGACGGUGGCUACCAACAUAGACAGGUCAGAUGUCAGUCACAUACUGGAGAGAUACUGGCUGACAUGUUUUGCUCAGCCCUUGAGAGACCAAACGAGCAGCACAUGUGCGAUUUACCCCAGUGCCACAUCAGCUACAGUGACUCCAAUCUGAAACCUGUUACUAAGGAAUAUCAGUGGCGAACAGGCAUUUGGAGUCAGUGUUCGAAGACAUGUGGAAAGGGUGAACGUCACCGGCUAGUUAAAUGUGUAGAGGUGCCUCCUAACACAUAUCCUUAUCAACAAACUGCAAGUGCCUUCUUAGAUGCACAGUAUUCGCGAUAUUACGAGGAGUGGCAAUUAGUGGAGAGACAGCGAAGACUGAAGCUGAAGCCUAAGUUUUUGAAUGGUGCUGAGAUGGUGGUUUCUGCAGCUAAGUGUGAUCACACACAGAUGCCUAAGGCUGUUCGUGGAUGCAUAAAACACUGUCCAUUCUCUUGGAUUGAAGGGGACUGGUCUGAGUGCUCCCAAUCAUGUGGACAUGGCAUCCAACAGAGAUCUGUUCAGUGCCACCAUCUGGGUUCAGUGGUCUCAGCAGAUGACUGCAACCGUGCUGAGCGCCCAUCAGAACAGAGAACCUGCUUCAGUUCUGACUGCCAGGAUGAAUUCUACUGGCAUGCAGGAGAGUGGCAAGAUUGCUCACAUCCAUGUGGAAGAAAGGGCCGCCAGCAUCGCCAUGUGUAUUGUUAUCAUCGUGAUGGAAAGAAAGUUACUAGGAAUAAUUGUGCACAAGCUUCUAAGCCUCAUCGGAAACGCAAGUGUAACCAGCACAGAUGCCGCUUUACUUCAUGUCUUGAUGUGCAGCAGAAAUUACAAGCAAAAGAGGACAAAGAAUACACCUUGCAAAUUAUGGGCAUUAAUGUCUCAAUAUACUGUCAUGGGAUGUCAACAUAUAGCCCCCAGGAGUACCUCAGCUUUCCUGCGGGUGAAGAUGAGAACUUCUCUGAAAUAUAUGACCGAAGGUUGGUCUCGCCAGACACGUGUCCAUAUAAUGGCCAGCGUCGUGACAACUGCUCUUGUGUGGUAGAUGGCAAUGGGAAGGCGCAGUUGACUAUGUACUCCAAAGUCCGUCUAAAUAUUACCUCACUUCGGGUCAUCACUCAAGACAGCACUUUCUCAAGGCAGGCAAAGGGCCAACAGGGGCAACAGGUACCUUACGGACAGGCAGGAGAUUGCUAUAGCAAGGCAGAAUGCCCUCAGGGGCGUUUCUCCAUCAAUCUCAUUGGAACAAAUUUCGUAGUAUCAGCACUCACCAAAUGGGAGGGUAAAGGAUCGAAACCAUCUAAGAAGAUCCAUUGGUCAGAGGGAAACCAGAAAGUGAGUGGCAAGUGUGGAGGUUACUGUGGCACAUGCAGUCCUCACCUGCGACAUGGACUCAAAUUGGAUGUGUUGCCACCAUAGUCAAACAAAUAACUACUAGCGUCAUUUAUCAAUUUUAAUAAGUUCCUCUAUACUUGCAAGAGGCUAACAGUGAAUCAGACGCUGCUGCACUAGCUGUUCAGUUCGCGCAACAUUGGGAUCCAGUUCGCUGAGUGUGAAGACUAGAGAUUACAUUACAUCAUUAGGCCACUGCUCUAGGAAACAUCCUAGCCUUUGUUGAUGCUUAAUACAAGGGUCAUACCAAAGUCAUGAGCAACAAUAUUUUUGUAAAGUAACAUGCUUUAUUAUUGACAAACCAAAUACAUCACCUCAAUCU
This is a messenger RNA of Cryptotermes secundus, 7649 nucleotides long. RefSeq names its product A disintegrin and metalloproteinase with thrombospondin motifs 9 (gene AdamTS-A). Gene Ontology annotation, molecular function: zinc ion binding; metalloendopeptidase activity. The transcript has 35 exons. Gene Ontology annotation, cellular component: extracellular matrix. The record is from RefSeq and is a predicted model, not a curated record. Bases 1223 to 7354 code for a protein of 2043 amino acids. Gene Ontology annotation, biological process: proteolysis; extracellular matrix organization. Lineage: Eukaryota; Metazoa; Arthropoda; Insecta; Blattodea; Kalotermitidae.